AUGCGACGCCAUGGCAGGGCCAGUGGAGGCUCCACCAAGGCCGUUGCACCAGUCUCCGAUACGGUCUCGCUGAUCCAUUCGUUCGAUUCGGUGAUGAACCCCAACCGACCCGUGCGUCCAUCGCCUUUAGCAUCCUCGAACAUCCGGGAACUGCCUUUGGAUCUUGUUGAUCGAUUACGCUCCUUCCCGCUAUUCCAGGCUACUCCGGAAUCGUUCUUGUUCGAUGUCGGCCAGCACCUUCGUCCGCAGCUUCACUCGGCCAAUGAUUACAUCUUGACAGAAGGAGAUGACGCCAAGGCUAUAUAUUGGCUGGUCCGAGGGGCUGUAUCAGUUACUUCCCGCGAUGGCGAGAGUAUAUAUGCGGAGCUCGAGUCGGGCGCAUUUUUCGGCGAGAUUGGCGUUCUCAUGGAUCGCCCACGCACGGCCACUAUAAUUGCCCGCACAAGAUGUUUGCUGGUUGUAUUGACAAAGGAAGAUUUCCGGAAUAUCCUCCCUCGCUUCCCCGAAGUUGAGCAGGCCAUUCGGGAAGAAGCGCAAGAGAGAUUGAUGAUCUUGGAGAAGAAGAAAAAGGAAACAUCUGCGCCUCCAACAGAUUUUGACGAACCGACUCGAAGAGGAUCGAAGAGAUUGAGAGAUACCUUUACUAGAGAUAUGUCCCUCACUGAGAAUGAUGGCAUAAUCUUGAAGUCUACGAACAAGAAGCGCAAAUCCCCAAGCCCCGGAUUAGCUGAUGGUUCCUCAAGUGCCCUGGCGAAUGGACUAGUCAGUGUCCGCCUUUUGCUCAAAGAAUUGCCCCUGUUUUCUGGCCUACCGCCGGAUAUUCUGCACUUCCUAGGCCUGAAUGCGCAACCACGGUCAUAUCCUCCUUUCACCGACAUCAUCAAGCAGGACUCUCAAGGGAGAGAGAUCUAUUUUAUCGUUCGUGGUGAGGUGGAAGUCCUGUCUGAAUGCGUGAAACCUCAAGAUUCCCACUCUCUACCAAACACCAUUGAACACCCCGGCUUUGAGGUGAAGGCUCGGCUGAAACAGGGUCAAUAUUUUGGCGAGGUGGUGAGCCUCUCUCUGGCGCCACGUCGAACAGCGACGGUACGUUCGAUCAAUGCGGUUGAAUGUUUGAUGAUAGGAGGCGACGUCCUCGCAGAGCUGUGGGAGAAAUGCCCUCAGAGUAUUCGAGAGCAAGUGGAGAGGACAGCUAAAGAGAGACUCGAUUCAGCAGCCGAUGGCGAUAUCGUGAUGUCCGAAGCCGGGGAUACUAGCCUGCCUAUUGGAGAUGGGUAUUCGCAAUCCAGGUCUUCACGGAGACAGUCGAUGCCUCCUCUCCUUACACUCACAGAAACAGAAUUGGAUGCCCCCCAUAAGCCGAAUGGGAUAGAUGAACAGAGUGUGUUACGGCCAUCUGAUCCCGAUCCAUUCCUCAAUGUUGGUCUGGACAAAGUCCGACUGCGGAGUCGACGAGGCUCCGUUGCUCCAUUGACGCCCGAGGAAGUCUCUGGAGAACAACAACGGCAAUCGCCUCCAUCUGAGCCACGGUCGGCGAGUUCGUCUUUUCUCAAGCUCCCACAGGCUGUUUUGUCAACCUCGAAGGCACAGCGGGAGUCACGUAAAGACAAUUGCGGGAUUCUUCCCGAUAGUGUCCUUCUGAAAGUUUUCAACUACCUAGAACUCCACCACCUCUUUCGUAUUCGAGCUGUUUCUCUUCACUGGUCCGAGAUUCUCAGCACAUCAGCAGAGCUGCUCCAUUACUUGGACCUGAACAUAUAUAAUCGGUGUAUUACCGAUGAUGUUCUCAUAAAAAUAAUAUGCCCAUUUGUUGGUAGUAGACCCCGUUACGUCGAUAUUAGCAACUGCUUUCACAUCACCGACGAAGGUUUUAACAAACUGGUUGUCACAUGUGGCCCUAAUGUUAUCGCAUGGAAGAUGAAAAGCGUUUGGGAUGUAACCGCCUCAGCCAUCCUUGAAAUGGCUAGCAAAGCGAACGGCCUACAGGAAGUUGAUUUGAGCAACUGCCGAAAAGUUGGAGAUACUUUACUGGCUCGGAUUGUCGGCUGGCUUGUACCUGGUCAGCAUAAACCUACCGAAGAUAUGGGAAAGACAGGGAAAGCGGUUCUGAGGCCUACCAUGCAAACUGCAGCAGGGACUGUAUAUGGGUGCCCCGAGUUGAAGAGAUUGACUUUGUCCUACUGCAAGCAUGUUACCGACCGGUCGAUGCAUCAUAUUGCGUCUCAUGCUGCUUCCAGGAUCGAAGAAAUGGACCUGACACGCUGUACCACGAUCACAGACCAAGGGUUUCAAUUCUGGGGAAACACGCAAUUCACGAAUCUACGGAAGCUCUGCUUGGCAGACUGUACUUAUUUAACUGACCAAGCUAUCGUCUAUUUGACCAAUGCUGCCAAGCAAUUACAAGAAUUAGAUCUGUCAUUCUGCUGUGCGCUAUCAGACACAGCAACAGAGGUCCUCGCCCUUCAAUGUUCACAGUUAACUCGUCUCAAUAUGUCUUUCUGUGGCUCAGCGAUUUCUGAUCCGUCACUUCGCAGUAUCGGUCUUCAUCUUCUCCACCUGAAGAGACUAUCUGUCCGUGGUUGCGUUCGGGUUACCGGUGCGGGAGUUGAGGCUGUUGCGGACGGUUGUACCCACCUGGAGUCUUUCGACGUCAGCCAAUGCAAGAACCUCACUCCCUGGCUCGAAGGCGGAGGGCCCAUCAAGUAUAAAGAUAAAAUACUUUUCGAGACAGUUGCGCAGAAUGGUAGAGUAUUCCGGUGA
Messenger RNA from Aspergillus tanneri, 2760 nucleotides. RefSeq names its product cyclic nucleotide-binding domain protein. The record is from RefSeq and is a predicted model, not a curated record. Lineage: Eukaryota; Fungi; Ascomycota; Eurotiomycetes; Eurotiales; Aspergillaceae. Gene Ontology annotation, molecular function: protein binding; protein-containing complex binding. Bases 1 to 2760 code for a protein of 919 amino acids. The transcript has 2 exons.